Pimephales promelas (fathead minnow) is the source of this 1442-nucleotide messenger RNA. The record is from RefSeq and is a predicted model, not a curated record. NCBI's taxonomy places the organism in Eukaryota, Metazoa, Chordata, Actinopteri, Cypriniformes, Leuciscidae.
GCUGGUCACCAUGGCGACCACAAGCAAUGGAGAGGCUGAUAAAGGAAGCGUCUCUCUCUCUCUCUCUGUCCAUCAGCAGCAGCGCCUGUGCAGAUGUUGUGUGUUUAUCUCUUGUUCUGUGGUGAUGACAGCCGGAUCUGGAUCUGGAUCUGCUGGGUUUAGUGUUGUCUGAUGGCCUGUGUUUGCGGAGAUGACGCGUCGCGUUGCUGUGCGUCGUGUCGUCGCGUUUUUGACGUCGCGCUGAUUCUGCCCUGUUCUCACACACUGUGCGCGCGCUGCCUGGCAGAGGGGGCGGGGUCUGGUCGGGGCGGGGGCGUGGUCAUGGGCGUGGCCCCCGCCUCUCGUUUAAUCUGUGCCGUACUGUGUCCGAACUGUCGUCACAGCGUCGAGCUGCCCUGCUUUGAUUGGUCGUCUGCUUUGACCUGUCUGCCCUUUGACCCCACAGUGACCCCUGACCCUAAAGCUAGCGAGGAGACGGAUGGCAGUGUAGAUCUUUCUGAAGAGGAAAUGGAGAGCUCAGUUACAGGUCUGGUGUUCACUCUGGAUUCGUCGCGCUCUGAUUCGCCGCUUCGCCUCUCAGGCUCCGCCCUCUCCGUAAGCAUCACGGGUCAGGUGUGCUGUGAGGAUGAGCGGAACGACCCGCCUCCACUGCCUCAGGUGUGCGGGAGCGUGAGCGUCUCCAGAGGACAGUAUUACUGGGAGAUCGACGUCUGCAACAGCGCCCUCUAUAGGAUCGGUGUGAUAUCAUCAUGUGAUGGGCGUGGCUGGUGGUUGGAGAGGCGUGGCCUAGCAUAUCACGCGGUGUUUGACGGACGCCGUGAGCUCCUCCCCUUUAUUCCUCCUCACCUGAAGACAGUGGGUGUGUUUCUCAAUGUGGGCGGGGCAUCAAUCACCUUCCACAAUCCUGUCACUCAAGAGUUUCUUGCCGCUGUCCCCUCCCACUUUAGUGUUCCUCUCCGUCCUGCUCUCCAAUUGGGCCAGGGAAGACUCAAGCUCCGCCCCGGCCUGCCGCCGCCCAAUCACGUGUUUCUCAGCCCCAGCUCCACCUAUCGGGGUCCAGGAGGGGCGGGGUCUGGGCGCUGGAGGCGGGGCCUGUCGUUCGGGUCCGUGAGGGCCGUGGUUCAGAAGUUCGAGGAGAUGUCGACCGUGUCGGACUCAGACUCGGGUCUCGUUUCCAGUGUCGGGUCGCUGUCUGAACACAACACCAGUACAGAAUAACAACAUCACGAACAUUUAUUGACGUCCUGCUUCUGCUGGGAAGGAGUUUUCUACUGUUAUCUAUUUAUAUUCAGUGUUCGUUUCGAAUGAUGAUUGAGAAUUAAACACACAUCUGGACUGACACACUAUACAUGCACAAUAAAUACUGAUCAAACGUUUUGGAUCGGUAAGAUCGUUUUUUAAAAGACGUCUCUUCUGCUCACCAAGGCUGCAUUUAUUUGAUU